UAAAAGGUGAGGAAAUUUUGGGAACAGGGUACAAAUUGUUGAAUAUUUUUCGUGUCUUUGUUUUCGAUGUGUUGAAUUAUAGCUCUCGGGGGAAAUGGAUUCCUUUGAAUGCUAGGGUAAGCACUUGAAAUUGUUUAGAUAACCGGCGGAGUUUCCCUCUGGAGCUUCCAAUUUUUGGGUAUCUGUUCAAUUUACGUUUCGAAUGCUUAAUUUGAUGAAGAACAUUGCGGAAGUUAUUCCGAGUUCUUUCUUGUAGAUCCAUUAGGAAUCAAAUUCUGCUUGAUUAUGUUCUCUCUUGUUUCUUGUUAUAAUUAUGGAGUUAUAUUGAUGUAUAGCCAUGUAUAUGCAGCUCUUGGGAAGAACGGGUAAUUUACUACUUUUUGGAAACCACAAAACUUGGUUGUAAUAAUGUCAAGACCUUGGGUUCUUGUCUGUCUGCUGUUACUCAUCGUGUUCUCCUCACAAUUUGAGUGGAGGCAACAGUAUGAGAACGAACUUGAAGCAGGCCCAAACGCCUCACAGACAGAACCCCAUAUGUCUGAAAGAGAGGAAGCUGUAAAAGAAAAGAUUAUCCUUUCCCAGGAGAAAAACAUCCGGAGAUUGAAUGAGGUGGUGCAGAGUCUUAGAAGAGAGUUGGUCGAGUGCAGGGGUGAAGAACACGAGGCAGUGAAUAGCACGGUGAGGCCUAUGACUGAGCUUCUAACAGUGUUCAACCGGCAGCCGAUAUUAGAUGAUUAGGUCCCAUGCCACUGACCACCACCCGUUCUUGUUAUUACACUUUGAUAGGACUCUUAACUGUAGAUGUAGAACAAUGUGUCCUCCUUCAACUCUAUCCAUCACUCAUAAUUAUAUAUAUAUAUAUCAAAUCUACGCCCUAUGAUUAAUUAAGCUAAGUUGAUUGUCAU
Messenger RNA from Cucurbita pepo subsp. pepo (vegetable marrow), 905 nucleotides. Lineage: Eukaryota; Viridiplantae; Streptophyta; Magnoliopsida; Cucurbitales; Cucurbitaceae. The record is from RefSeq and is a predicted model, not a curated record.